UUUUUUUUUAAAUACGUAAGCCAAUUGGACGGUCCGGAUUGAACCACCUUCAUCCAAUGGCCAAGAACGUUUUUUCGGUAGGUACCGAAGUGGUACCGUAGAAAUUUCCUGAACCCAGAAAUUGCAUCUAGGCAAAUACAAACCAGUGUGCUGCAGCUUAGUGGUGUCAUUCUGUAUUCUGGUUACAGAUAUGGCGGACGCACUCCUCUCGGCUUCGCUUCAACUUCUAUUCGACAGAUUUGCUUCUCCGGAGUUCAUAAACUUCCUUGGGCGACAGAAUCCCAGCGAUGAACUCCUCAGCGAGUUGAAGAGGAAAUUGCUGGUUGUCCACAAAGUGCUCGAUGAUGCGGAGGUGAAGCAAUUUUCAAACCCAAAUGUCAAAAAUUGGUUGGUCCAUGUCAAGGAUGCUGUGUAUGAUGCGGAAGACCUAUUGGACGAGAUCGCUACCGACGCUUUGCGGUGCAAGAUGGAAGCUGCUGACUCCCAAAUCGGCGGGACUCAUAAGGCGUGGAAAUGGAACAAGUUCUCUGCUUGGGUUAAGGCUCCAUUUGCUACUCAAAGCAUGGAGUCCAGGGUGAAUGGGAUGAUUGAGAAACUUGUGUCUAUUGCUCAAGAAAAAGUUGGGCUCGGGCUGAAAGAAGGUGGGGGCGAGAAACUGUCACCAAGAUCAUCAAUAUCCACUUCGUUGGAGGAUGAGUCCCUUGUUUUCGGCAGGGAUGAAAUUCAGAAGGAGAUGGCUGACUGGUUGCUUUCUGAUAAUGCAACAGGCGACAACAUGGAAGUGAUGUCCAUAGUGGGCAUGGGCGGCAGCGGCAAGACCACUCUUGCUCGGCUUCUCUAUAACGAUGACCGAGUGAAAGAACACUUCCACUUGAAAGCAUGGGUCUGUGUUUCCACUGAGUUUCUUCUUAUCAAGGUCACCAAAUCAUUUCUGGAGGAAAUCGGUUCUAAAACUGAUUCUGACAAUCUAAAUAAGCUUCAGCUUGAACUCAAAGACCAACUUAGUAACAAGAGAUUUCUGCUUGUUCUUGACGACGUCUGGGAUUUGAAACCUCGUGAUUGGGAAGGUUGGGAUAUGGAGCCUAGUGAUGGUGAAGGUUGGGAUAGGCUACGAACUCCACUCCUUGCUGCAGCACAGGGAAGCAAGAUUGUUGUGACCAGUCGUAAUGAAUCUGUUGCAACAACUAUGCGUGCAGUCCAGACUCGUCAUCUGGGACAAUUAAGCCCUCAACAUUGUUGGAGGCUAUUUGAAAAGCUUGCAUUUGAGGACAGAGACUCCAACGCAUUCCUUGAGCUUGAACCCAUAGGCAGACAGAUUGUGGACAAGUGCCAAGGAUUGCCUUUAGCUGUAAAAGCACUCGGCCGUCUAUUGCACUCUAAGGUCGAAAAAAGGGAAUGGGAGAAUGUCUUGAACAGUGAAAUAUGGCAUCUGCGGAGUGGUCCUGAAAUUCUUCCAUCUUUGAGAUUGAGCUAUCAUCAUCUUUCUCUACCUCUAAAGCAUUGUUUUGCAUAUUGUUCAAUUUUUCCCCGGAACCAUGAAUUCGACAAAGAGAAGCUGAUUUUAUUAUGGAUGGCAGAAGGUCUUCUGCAUCCACAACUAAGCGACAGAAGGAGAAUGGAAGAGUUAGGUGAGUCGUAUUUUGAUGAGCUUCUUGCAAAGUCAUUCUUUCAAAAAUCUAUUAGAAAAAAAGGAUCAUGCUUUGUAAUGCAUGAUCUAAUACAUGAAUUGGCUCAACACGUGUCUGGAGAUUUUUGUGCUCGAGUGGAAGAUGAUGAUAAGGUACCAAAAGUAUCUGAGAAGACUCGUCACUUUUUGUACUUCAAAACUGAUUAUGACCAAAUGGUUGCAUUUAAAAAGUUUGAGGCUAUUACUAAAGCUCAAUCUCUUCACACAUUCUUAGAUGUGAAGCCAUCACAAUACGAGCCUUCUUAUAUUUUGAGUAAAAGAGUUUUGCAAGAUAUAUUACCAAAAAUGAGGUGUCUACGCGUGUUGUCGUUGCGAGAAUAUAAAAUAAUCGAUUUGCCUAAAUCGAUAGGCAAUUUGAAACAUUUACGUUACUUGGAUUUAUCUUUCACAAUGAUUCAAAAAUUACCUGAAUCAGUAUGCUGUUUGUGCAAUUUACAAACAAUGAUACUAAGAAGGUGUUCAUGUCUUAAUGAAUUGCCUUCAAGGAUGGGGAAAUUGAUUAAUUUGCGUCAUCUUGAUAUUUUUGGAUGUGAUUCAUUGAAAGAAAUGUCCAAUCAUGGUAUUGGUCGAUUAAAAAGUUUACAGAGGUUGACUUAUUUUAUUGUGGGCCAAAAGAGUGGAUUAAGAAUUGGAGAAUUAAGGGAGCUUUCAGAGAUUCGGGGAGCACUUUAUAUUUCAGACAUGAAGAACGUUGUGAGUGUUAAUGAUGCAUUACAGGCUAAUAUGAAGGAUAAGAGUUAUCUUGAUGAGUUAAUCUUGGAUUGGGAUGACAGGUGUACUGAUGGUGUUAUACAAAGUGGUUCAACAAUACAUGAUAUACUCAACAAGUUACUACCUCAUCCAAAUUUAAAACAGCUCUCGAUCAGAAACUAUCCUGGUAAGAUUUCCAAAUUGGCUUGGAGAUCCUUUAGCCUUGAAUCUUGUGUCCCUUGAGCUUCGGGGUUGUGGCAAUUGCUCAACAUUGCCACCACUUGGGCAGCUAACCCAUCUUAAAUAUCUACAAAUUUCAAGAAUGAAUGGAGUAGAGUGUGUGGGUAGUGAGUUUCAUGGGAAUGCUUCCUUUCAAUCCCUAGAAACACUAUCAUUUGAGGAUAUGCUGAAUUGGGAGAAAUGGUUAUGUUGUGAAGAAUUCCCUCAUCUCCGGAAGCUUUCUAUGCGAUGUUGUCCCAAACUCACUGGGAAAUUGCCAGAACAGCUUCUUUCAUUGGAGGAACUUCAAAUUUAUAAUUGUCCGCAGCUACUUAUGACUUCGCUCACAGUUCUUGCCAUCCGUGAAUUGAAGAUGGUGAAUUUUGGUAAAUUGCAGUUGCAAAUGGCAGCUUGUGACUUCAUAGCUCUUCAAACUUCAGAAAUUGAAAUUUUAGACGUGUCUCAGUGGAAGCAACUUCCAGUGGCACCACACCAGCUCUCAAUCAGAAAAUGUGAUUAUGUGGAGUCUCUACUAGAGGAGGAAAUCUUGCAAAGCAACAUUUAUGAUCUGAAAAUCUAUGAUUGUAGUUUUUCUAGAUCCCUGCACAAAGUUGGUUUACCCACUACAUUGAGAUCACUAUCAAUCUCUCAAUGUUCCAAACUAGAGUUUCUCCUACCUGAGUUGUUCAGAUGUCAUCUCCCAGCCCUUCAAAGGCUGAGGAUCUUUGGUGGUGUUAUCGAUGAUUCUCUCUCGUUAUCCUUCUCAUUAGACUCUUCCCUGAGUUGACUCAUUUCGCAAUCAAUGGUCUUAAGGGGCUUAGGAAGCUGUUCAUCUCGAUUUCAGAGGGGGAUCCCACAUCUUUAUGUGUCUUGGGAAUCCAUAUCCAGGAGUGCCCUAAUCUUGAAUCUAUCGAAUUGCCUGGUCUCAAAUUGGAGUAUUGUUGGAUCUCUAGUUGCUCCAAGCUUAGGUCUUUGGCAGCAAUGAACUCAUCUAUACAGGAGUUGUGUUUAUGGGAUUGUCCAGAAUUGUUGUUUCAGAGAGAGGGUUUGCCUUCCAAACUAAGUGAACUUGUGAUUGGGAAAUGCAACCAACUCACGCCCCAGAUGGAGUGGGGUUUGCAAAGGCUGACCUCUCUUACACGUUUAAGAAUGGAAGGUAGUUGUGAAGACUUUGAAUUAUUUCCCAAGGAGUGUCUGUUGCCCUAUCUCUAACUUGUCUUGAAAUUGUAGAGCUUCCCAAUCUCAAGUCUCUUGACAAUUGGGGGCUUCAACAACUCACCUCUCUUCUAGAAUUAGGGAUCAUAAACUGCCCAGAGCUCCAGUUCUCAACAGGAUCUGUUCUUCAACACCUUAUCUCUCUCAAAGAAUUACGAAUUGAUGGAUGCCCAAGGCUCCAAUCCUUGACAGAAGUGGGUCUUCAACAACUCACCUCUCUUGAAAGAUUGUAUAUCCACAACUGCCAUGAGCUCCAGUACUUGACAGAAGUGGGUCUCCAACACCUCACCUCUCUUGAAACAUUGUAUAUCAACAAUUGCCCUAAGCUCCAACACUUGACAAAACAGAGACUACAAGAUUCCUGGGGUCUUCAACACCUCAUCUCUCUCAAAUAUUUGGGAGUGGAGAACUGCCCAAUGCUCCAAUCCUUAAAAAAAGAGGGUCUUCAACACCUCACCUCUCUUAAAGCAUUGGAUAUCAGAAACUGUCGUAAGCUCAAAUACUUGACAAAAGAGAAGCUUCCAGACUCCCUCUCUUAUCUGAUUGUUAGGGAGUGUCUUUCACUGGAAAAACGGUGUCAAUUUGAGAAAGGGGAAGAAUGGUGUUAUAUAGCACACAUUCCAGAAAUAGUGAUCAACCAUGUGCUAUUUUAAUGGAAGUGGCACUCCACCAAUGUACAAUCAGGUGACUUUUCCAAGGAAGUGGAAUCUGAAGGAAGGAUAGAUUGUUCUGAUUUUGGGAGGGUUUUGCCUGUGGAGGAAGGGAGAGAUUCCUGGGUGCUGAACAGUUGAUGCACAUUGCUCUGUUCAAGAUGAAUAAGAAACCCAGAGGCACAAGGAUCAGUCUCAGCCAUGUCAAAAGCAAAAGGAAAAGCUGAAGCUGAAGAUAUCAUGUAUAAAAACAGAGGAAUUUCCAUUGAAGAAAACAUCAGAAAGUACACUACACCUGCAUAUAGAGCUGCUGAGAUGUGGGGAUUUGUCCAGGAGGGAACCUAUAAAUGAGAAGGUAGACGUUUGGCACAGAGAAAAGAUUGAAGCAACAGACUGGGAACUCCAGUAAAGAAAAUCCGAUUCCUCUGGCCCAGACUCUAAUCCAUGACAGGCUUUCUCUGAGAUAGUUUUUACAGCCACCCCUGCUGCCAGCUCUAACAUUUCCAGACCCCCCAUUGGAGGCAAUAAUGCCCAGCUGUUUGGUGACAAAGAAGAUUGAGGGCAAGCUGGCUACUCAACCUGCUGGAUGGGCUGGUUUCUAACUUAUUUGGUGAGGUUAUAUCAUCCUUGGAACUUCUGGUCAUAAGAGAUGAGAAUAGGUUAAAAAACAAAACAGAAAGGCAUAUAUGGCUUUCUGGGCUUGGUUAUGCUAUUGCAUAUUGAGUGUUUGCCUUAUGCGAUAGAAUACAACAUCUGCAUAUGUUCCCCGGUUUCCAUGGACUACUUACAAAUGUAUACUGUUCUGAAUGCCUCGGUUUUCAGGUCAGAAAAAUAAUAAUUUCUUUUAAUAUUGUCCUGUCUGUGACCUUAUCCUCCUGGUUCUAUAUUGCCAUGUAUUUUUGUUUAAUCCAUGAAAAUCUUAUAUCAUUUUCCAUUUGUGUUUGUUGCAUGCAUGCAUUCCUAAUCAUUUUCUGUCAAGAGCCUCAUUUUUGUUUUUAAUGGAUCAACCAAUUUUGUGGCAUUGUAAUUAGAAAUUUUUUCUACUACAAUCAAGCCUUAGAAAUUGAUAGAUGAUUAGCUAGAUAAUGGAUCCAGUAACUUUCCAAUGAUCUACUCUUCAAAUCUGCUUGUGGGGUCUCUUCGGUGAUUUAGAAGGGCUUCUAUAUAUAACCUUUUAGUGUUUCAUUGAUGCUUCUAAUCUUAUUGCAGAAUAAAAGAAAACUCAACCCUCUUAUCUGUACUCUUCAAAGCUGGACUCUCAAAUUUUUCAUUUGUAAAUAUCCAAAGAGCUAUGAUUUUGAAGUCAUUAAAGUUGCCAAUCCCUGCCAACCUCAAUUGGAGCUUAAGGAGUGUGUUAGACUGUUACCAUUGAUUGCCUAAGUCCAAAGUGAAGGAAUUGGAGGAGGGGGAGAUUCCUGGGUGCUGAACUAUUGAUGUUCAUUGCUCUGUUCAAGAAGAGCAAGAAACUGUGAGUAGAAGGCUAGUCAAAAGCAAAGGAAAAGCUGAAGCUGAAGACAUCAUGCACAAAAACAGGAGAGUUUCCAUUGAAACUAGUCCAAAUUAUGAUUGACCCUGGCGUUGAGCUGAUGCUUCAUAAUGUGUUAUCAGAAGCUUUCCCAGCCAAAGUUUGCAACUUUGGCUGUAAAAGUAUCAUCCAGGAGUUAUGUUCUGAGGGUUUUAUGUUGCAAUGGAUGAUCUGUUUACUGCAUUCUUCAUUCAGGCACAAGUCCUCGGGCGCCUCCGAAAAGGAAGCUUGAGAAAGAGCCAUUGUGCAUGAACUCAUACACCAGAAGUCGGUGUUCACCCUCAUGGCAGUAAAACCCAGCAAGCGUCCUGGAUUCUUAUGCAACAGAAUUUCCAGAACCUGAUGGUAAUAUCCCUCUAUAGACAGUGCCAAAGGCUUCUACCACCUCUUGUACUCAGGAUUCUGUGAUAAAGCUGCAGAUUUUUGAGGUUCAAGCAUUAGAAAACUAGAGAAAUUGCAACGACAGAAACAAAGAAGAACAGAGAGGGGCCUAAGAGGACUGAGAGGAUUAGAAUUGCUUUAUUUUGCUUGCCUCUGCCUGAAGUUAGUUCACUGGACAUCAAUAUCAUGAUUAGAGCACUUCUGGCAACAGUAGUUUUAUCCAACCUCCCAUUUGAAAGAGGUAGUCUUUUCCUCCAACAGCUUCCAGUUCCAUUUGCAAACCUCAGGUCCUCAAAAAUAGCAACUGCACAGUGGGCUCCAACACCCAAUCCCUGGGUUGGCAAGAUGGUAUUAGUUGGGUGCUUGAAGCUCUCCAUAUACUGGUAUUCAAUUUCCAUCUCCAAGCAUGGCACCAUGCACUGCUUCGCUGCUCAUAUUACCAGUCUUUGUCUUCCAUAUGUCUUAGCCUCCAUGGAGAACAAGCUGUCCAUUGGUGGUAAGCUCAACUUUUGAUCCUCUUGGCUCCGGUUAAUUUCCAUUUGCAGUCCAGAUAGCAAGAAGGAAUAGAUCCUUUUCACCUGAAGAGGACGGAAUCCAAAUGCAAAAUCACCAGAAGGCGAAGCCCAUGCAAACUUGUCAUCAGUGUCAUAAGAGAGAUGAACCCAAGCUUAUAUUACUAUACGCUUGGCUGAUGAUUAACAAGUAGAGAGACCAUGUAUGUCAGUUACCAUGUGAAUAAUUGGUCACCCAACUGGUUUUCUCUGCAUGUUGAUUAAGUUGAAAGAGUCUAGUGAAUAUUAUUUUCUUCUAUGAUAGAACAUUCUCCUGGUUUUCUA
Messenger RNA from Vitis riparia (riverbank grape), 7203 nucleotides. RefSeq names its product putative disease resistance RPP13-like protein 1. The record is from RefSeq and is a predicted model, not a curated record. Gene Ontology annotation, biological process: defense response to other organism. NCBI's taxonomy places the organism in Eukaryota, Viridiplantae, Streptophyta, Magnoliopsida, Vitales, Vitaceae. The transcript has 11 exons. Gene Ontology annotation, molecular function: ADP binding. The coding region runs from base 191 to 2620 and encodes 809 amino acids.